GCGCUCGCUGGGCUGGGCAGUCUCCUCAAAUACAUCGGAACCAGGCCAGCACCGGAGCCGUGCGCUGGUCAGCUGCCGGGGGCGAGCGGCGUGUCACUGUCGCGUACUGCGGUGCAUCCGAGCAGGAUGAAGGGGGAAGUUAACUCUGCGUACGAUGGCGACACGGCGCGAGAUGACCCCAACGAUUCGGACAAACAUCCCAAGAAGAAAGGCCAUCGCCUACAUUUGGCGGGGGGCCGGGAUCGCCAUUUCGCAAAGAUAUGGCAACUCACUGCGGCAGAUGAUACCCGUCCGGCCGGCCAGCAAGGAGCCGAAGCACGUGAUGCCGGGACCGUCGCGCGGCUGUCUCUCCCUGUUCUCUCUGCACUGGAUGACGGGUUUGAUGUGGAAGGCCUACACCGGCGCAAUGACAACCAACGACAUCUGGCACCUGCGGUCGGACGACGCCAGCCACCACAACUGUGAACGGCUCGAGCGCCACUGGGAGGCGGAGCUGGCGCAGCGCGGCGCCACGGACGCUUCGCUGUCGCGCGCUCUGCUGCGUACCUUCCGCAUGCGCACCAUCGUCGCCUCGGUCGCCAUGGUGAUGGCCGUCGUCCUGCAGUUCAUCGGGCCGUCGAUUCUGCUUACGGCAAUGAUGAACUACGUCAAAGAUCCGUCAGCACCGUACAUACAGGGCGUCUACAUCAUGUUACUGAUCCUGGCCUGCCAGGUCGGCCGCUGCUACUGCUUCUACGGCAUCAGCUUUAUCACGUCCACCUUCAGCACGUUCCGAGCGUCUGGUGCGCUCCAACUGAUGAUCUACAGAAAGAUGCUGCGUCUGCGCGUCACCUCCGACCAGGUGCUGGGCAAGAUGGUCAACAUCUGCAUCAACGACAUGGAGCGCCUGUUCGAGGCCUUCACCACCGGCCCACUGGUGUUCUCCGCACUCGGUAUGUUCCUGUUCGCCAUGAUCUUCAACGUCGUCAUUAUUGGACCCUGGUCAUUACUGGGAUUCAGCAUAAUCCUGCUAUGCUACCCUAUUUUUGGUGCGCUGGCUGCUAUCACCAGCUACCUGAGACUGGAGCUGGUGGUGGACACGGACCGCCGUGUCAACCUGAUGUCGGAGAUCCUCGGCGCCAUCCGCCUCAUCAAGAUGUACGCCUGGGAGGACAGCUUUCGAGCCAAGGUGAUGGAGGUGCGUGCCGACGAGCACAAGAUACUGCAGAAGGCUGCCUUUCUGCAGUCCUUCUCCAAUACCACGUCUCCGCUAGUUGCUGUCCUGGCCACCAUCGCCACCAUUCUUGGCUAUGUACUGAGCGGUAACGUGCUAACGGCGCAGGCCGCCUUCGCCACCUUCGCCGUGUUCAACGCCAUGCAGUUCUCGAUCGGCACCCUGCCGUACGGAGUCAAGAUGGUGACCGAGGUGCACGUGGCGCUGCGCCGCAUCAAGAAGCUGAUGAUGCAGCCAGAAAUUGAUCUUGCCCAGCCGAAUGUUAUCUCCGAGAGCGCCGUAGAAAUCACGGAUGCCACCUUCGCUUGGGAGAAGCCAGUCAACGCGAAGACCAAAGCACAGAAAGAGCGCGAGGUACAACGCGUAGCCUCGAAGCAGUCCAUGAAGGCAGCCGUCGAGCAGCCGGACACAAAGGCUGCCCUGGACACGGCCCUGCCCUCUAACGGCGCGCACCCACCGCCCGCCAACGGCACCACGACUCCAGCGCCGUCCGACAGCGACCAGACGAAGGAGGUCGCCGCCGUCGAGACGGAGAUCGUGGUAACGCUGCGUGAUCUCUCGCUGCGGGUUGACCACGGCCGGCUGGUGGGCGUGGCUGGGUCGGUGGGCUCCGGCAAGACAUCCCUGCUGGCCGCCAUCAUGGGUCAGCUGCGCACUCAGGAGGGCUCGCUGCGCUGCCCGGGCCGCAAGGCGGUCGUCUCGCAGGUGGCCUGGAUCUUCGGCGGCACGGUGCGCGAGAACAUCUUGUUCGGCGCGCCGCUCGUCUUGGACCUCUACAACCGCGUGCUGGACGUGUGCGCGCUGCGCACCGACCUGGAGAUGAUGGAGCAUGGCGACCUCUCGGAGAUCGGCGAGCGUGGUCUGAACCUCAGUGGAGGCCAGAAGCAGCGCAUCAACAUGGCGCGCGCCGUGUACGCCGCCGCCGACAUCUACCUCCUCGACGACCCGCUCAGCGCUGUCGAUAGUAAGGUUGGCAAGCACAUCUUCAACCACUGCAUCCGCGGACACCUCAGCGGCAAGACGGUGCUACUCGUCUCUCACGGCGUGCAGUACUUGUCCCAGUGUGACGAGGUGCUGAUGAUGAAGGAAGGCCGUCUGGUGGAGCGAGGCACGCACGCUGAGCUGAUGGGGCGUCGCGGGGAGUACUUCAAGCUGGUCAGCUACGACACGACCACGUCGGCUCACCAGGCGCCGAGUGAACACCUGACACCCGGCGGCACCACCGAGGAGGAAGUGGAGAAGAUCAAGAAACGUCUGACGGGAGAGGAGAGCUUUGUGCCCAAACUGGGCUUCUUCAGCCUGCUGUACCUGUACAUGAAACCGGCCGGCUUGGCCAUCAUGAUGGUAGUCGUGCUGCUGAUCAUCCUCUUCGGCGUUAGCCGUUCGGCCAACGGCGUCUACCUUCAGUACUGGCUGGACACAGGCGACGGACUCAUGGAGGAACGACUCCGGAAUCAGACCGAGUACAACAUGACCUACACUGCGGAGCAGCUGGUCGGUGUCAUCAACGACAAUCCAGACCUACACCAGCACAUGAUCAUCUACUCCAUGAUGGCCGUCGUUAUGUGCGCAAUCGGCGUUGUUAAAGGUUUGGGAGUCGCACUGCGCGUGAUCAAGGGUGCCACGGCCGUCCACAAUCGAAUGUUUGACGGGCUGAUGCGCUGUAAGAUGAGCUUCUUCGACGCUAACCCCGGCGGUCGCAUCCUCAACCGGUUCUCGCGUGACUUGGAUGAACUGGACAACAAGAUUCCGAUGCUGUUUGAGUUUCUGCUGCAAGGAGGAGCCAUGAUCUUGUCGCAGUUUCUGAUCCCCACUGCCUCCUUCCCGGAAUACAUAGUGCUGGUCAUCAUAGUGCUGGCACUGUACUUCUUCUUGGGUCGCGGCCUGAUCUCCGGCAUCCGCGAGACCAAGCACGUGGAGAACCUGAUGCGCUCGCCGGUGGUGCAUCACAUCACGUCGACGGUGGCUGGCCUGCCUGUCAUCCGCACCUUCGGCCGCGAGGAGGUGUUCACCCAGAGGUUUGAGGAGCUGUUGGAUCGACACACCUCAUCCAAUCUUCAGUUCCGCCUGUCGUCUGUGUGGUUCUGUCCUCGGCUGGACGAGCUCGGCACCGUCAUGAUCACGGCCGUGGCGCUGUUCGUUGUGUUCGCGCGCGACGCCUCGCCCGCCAUGGUCGGCCUCUGCCUCUCGGUCGUCUACGGCUCCGUCACCUUCGUCUCCUUCUGGAUCCGCAUGACGGCCGAGCUGAGCGCCCGCCUCACGUCCGUGGAGCGCUGCGACGAGUACAUCCGCAGCCUGGACUACGAGGCGCCGCUGCACGUUCCGGAACGCGCGCCGCCGGCGUCCUGGCCGCAGCGCGGCGGCGUGGAGCUGCGUAGCGUUUGCCUCCGCUACCGGCCUGAGCUGCCCAGAGUGCUGCACGACAUUAGUCUGCAAGUGCAGCCUGGCGAGAAGGUCGGCGUUGUCGGACGCACGGGCGCAGGCAAGUCGACCUUCAUCUCCACGCUGCUGCGUAUGGUGGAGGUGGAGACGGGCACCAUCCUGAUCGACGGCCUCGACAUCCGGCCGAUGGGGCUGCAUGACCUGAGGUCACGUAUCGACGUCAUCCCGCAGGACCCGGUGCUCUUCUCUGGCACCAUCAGACACAACCUGGAUCCGUUCGACGAAUACCCCGACGAAAAGCUAUGGACUAUACUAGAGAAGGCCAACCUGAAGAAGAAGGUGUCGCGGGCGGAUCAGCAGCUUCAGAUGAAGGUCACUUCAGUCGGUGAUAACUUCAGUGUCGGCGAGAAGCAGCUGAUCUGCUUGGCGCGCGCGCUGCUGCGCCAGAACCGAAUCCUGCUGCUGGACGAGGCCACGGCGUCGGUGGACGUGGAGACGGACCACCUAAUCCAGCGCACCAUCCAGGACAACUUCAGUGCCUGCACCGUCAUCACCAUCGCCCACCGGCUUGACACCGUUGUCGGCUACGACAGGAUCGUCGUCAUGGACGCCGGCAAGGUGGUCGAGCUGGACACGCCGCUGGCGCUGAUGGAGAACGAGAGCUCGCUGUUCCGCCAGAUGAUGGGCCACGCCGGCUUCACCACCGUUGAACAGCUGCUCGAGCUGCAGAACAAGAGACGGUAGACGACGCUGACUUGUAGACUGCCAGCUCUGUUCUUUCGUUGUCAGGGAAGGCCGUCCGUUACACUGUUACUCAAUGAGAUGCACGCCUCUUGUUGAGAAGUCGUGUGGAAAACGUCCACGGUGCUGUAAUGGGACGUUACUCGAGUGAUAAUCCCGCUGGCGGUGUAGUGUGUGUGUACCAGUUCGGGCGCGUGCAGAGUGAAGCCGACUGGCUCGGCCUCACGAGAGCCCGAAUCUGUUCUCUCCUCCAGUUAGUCGAGGCAGCUUGGAAGCUCAGCUCCAGGUAUAUGCUGUGUGCACGCAUAAACAUGCCGUUCGCGCGCACCCAGUACGUCACUGGUAUCGCUACGAUGAUUACGGCGUAAUGUGAUGACCAAGAUAAACAAGAUAACCGGGAUCAGUGACCGGUAUCAAUGUUGUGCCGACGGCUCUUGUUCCGUCAGAAACUCCGUGUUCACCGUGUAGAAAUAUAGUCAUAUGAUGUGCCUCGCAACGGUCCUGUCAACUGUCAGUGCUUAAUCGACUAACUAUUUCUUAGAAAUAUAUGAUC
This is a messenger RNA of Pollicipes pollicipes, 4889 nucleotides long. Its product is annotated as multidrug resistance-associated protein 5-like. Gene Ontology annotation, molecular function: ATP binding; ABC-type transporter activity; ATP hydrolysis activity. Lineage: Eukaryota; Metazoa; Arthropoda; Thecostraca; Pollicipedomorpha; Pollicipedidae. Gene Ontology annotation, biological process: transmembrane transport. The record is from RefSeq and is a predicted model, not a curated record. Gene Ontology annotation, cellular component: membrane.